Dioscorea cayenensis subsp. rotundata (Guinea yam) is the source of this 1848-nucleotide messenger RNA. Its product is annotated as phosphatidylinositol 4-kinase gamma 8-like. The record is from RefSeq and is a predicted model, not a curated record. The coding region runs from base 265 to 1824 and encodes 519 amino acids. The transcript has a single exon. NCBI's taxonomy places the organism in Eukaryota, Viridiplantae, Streptophyta, Magnoliopsida, Dioscoreales, Dioscoreaceae.
UCUUCUCUUAAUUUCUUCACAUGGUAUCAGUGGUUUCAUUUACAACAACUCAAAAUACAAGAUCUUAUUCAGAAAAAAAAAAAAGAAAGCAUAAUGUUUUUGUGUGUUGCAGAUUAUGGUAUUUGAUUUGUUAAUGGAAACAAGACCUCCAUUCUUGAGGUAACAAACUACUGAUAAUAACAACAUACAACACACAACAACAACAACAAGAAAGAAGACAUGCACAACCCCCUCAUUCUCAGUGUAUAAUAUAUAUACACAUGAAUGCCUGCCAACUCCACCACCACCCACGUAAACUCAUCUUUCAUGGCCGCCGCCGCCACCGUCGACCACCACCACCACCACGGCCUAAGCCCCACCGUCUUGCGCCGUCGCCGUCUCCGCUCGUUCCCUCAUCCCGACUCCAUCCUUCUCGAUCUCGACUCUCCAUCCUCGUCCUCUUCGAUCAUCCACCGGAGUUUCUCCACCCCUUGCUUCCCCUCCUCCUCCUCCUCCUCCACCACCACCACCAAUGCCAAUGACUUAUCAAACACCAACCACAUUGUCCAUAUGGAGAUCAUCGGAGGUCGCAAUGCCGCAGGCGUGCACCCUCUCGUCGUGGAAGCCGCCAUUGCCUUAGCUUCCGGCACCCAACCUAUUCCAGUCUCAUCAAACAACCACCUCACUGGAGCUUACCUUCUUCGCAACCGCACUGCCGAGCCUUUCGCUGUCGUCAAGCCCAUCGAUGAAGAACCUCUCCCCCGGUGGCUCCGUUCAGUUCACGCCAGUGAGAUUGGAGCUCGAGAAGCUGCUGCUUAUCUGCUUGAUCAUAAUCAUUUCUCCGGCGUGCCACCAACUGCACUUAUUAAGUUCUCUCACCCAUUGCUUGCUGGAGCUCCGGCGAGGAGAGUUGCUUCAAUCCAACGGUUUGUACCACAUGAUUUUGAGGCCAGUGAUCUUGGGCCGUCAAGAUUCUCUAUAACCUCAGUGCAUCGGAUUGGCAUUCUUGAUGUCCGGCUUCUUAACGUUGACAGGCAUGCCGGAAACAUUCUGGUGAAGAGAAACUCCGGUGAUGAGAAUGAUACUUCCGCUGAACUGGUCCCUAUUGAUCAUGGCCUUUGUUUGCCGGAGAUACUCGAUGACCCGUACUUCGAGUGGCUGCAUUGGCCUCAGGCUGCCGUGCCGUUCUCGGAGGCAGAGGCGGAGUACAUAGCUUCACUGCAUCCAUUUAAAGACGCUGAUAUCUUGAGGUCGGAGCUGCCAAUGAUCAAAGAGUCAUCUGUUAGAAUUCUUGUUUUGUGCACUGUGUUCUUGAAAGGUGCGGCCGCGGCUGGGCUUUGCUUGGCGGACAUUGGUGGGAUGAUGACCAGAGAGUUUCAUGGCCUCCGGGAAGGACCGAGUGCGCUGGAGGCACUGUGCAAGAAGGUGGAGGAGAUGGUUAAUGUUGUUAGCUCAAUAGAUGGGGAUGAACAUGAGGAUGAGAAAACAGUAGAGUUUCAGUUUGAGAUGGAAGAUGAGAAUGAAGGUUUUGCUAAGAGUUGUAUUGAGAAUGUGCUUGACAUCCCUCUUCUUCUCCAACACAAACCGGUGUUAAAUGAUGAUGAUGAUGAUGACGACCACCAUGACAAUGAUGAUGACGAGAAUAAGAUGAAGGUGAUGACAAAGAGUAUGAGCUUCUCUGCAGCAGAGUUCAACCAGAUGAAAUGCAUUUCAUUUGGGGAGCUGAGUAAGGAGGAUUGGAGGUUGUUUUUGGACAAGUUUGAGCAGAUGUUGCCUGAGGCUUUUGAGGAUAGGACGAAGAAUACAGGGUUGAAACAGAGGUUGGGAACUUCAUGCAAGUUUUGAUACAUAUAUAUUUAUGAUGAUGAU